AUGUAUCAUUUAGCAAAGGGAUUGUAUCGAUAUGCCACUAGUAAAGAAGUACCCACCGUCGGUCAAAAUGUCUCCACCAUCGACCUUCCAGAUAUGUAUCUGAAGAUUUGGGAUAUAGGAGGUCAACAUUCUCUUCGAAAACUAUGGCAAUCUUACUACACCAGUUGUCACGCCAUUGUCUUUAUAAUAGACAGUACUGACAUCGGGUCUGGGGAUCUCACUGAUUUGGACUCUGAUACCGGGGAUAAAGACGUAGGGAGAUUGGAGGAGUGUAAAUUGGUACUAGAAGAUGUGUUGAAAAGUGUGGAGACUGAAGGAGUGCCAGUGCUGGUUUUAGCGAAUAAACAAGACAGGGAGGAUUGUGUGGAAGUUGUGAGGAUCAAAGAGGGUUUGGUGAAGAGGGUUUUUGAGGGGGAGGGAGGCGGUGCAAUUAGAGACAGUCGGGUUUUACCGAUUAGUGCGUUGGGUGGAACAGGGGUUAGGGAGGCUGUAGAGUGGGUGAGAAGUAGAGUUGUUUGGAAUAGGGAGGGGAGACCUCCUGUUAUGCGGUAG
This is a messenger RNA of Botrytis fragariae, 552 nucleotides long. RefSeq names its product putative adp-ribosylation factor family protein. The record is from RefSeq and is a predicted model, not a curated record. Gene Ontology annotation, molecular function: GTP binding; GTPase activity. Gene Ontology annotation, cellular component: Golgi apparatus. The transcript has 2 exons. Bases 1 to 552 code for a protein of 183 amino acids. Gene Ontology annotation, biological process: intracellular protein transport; protein localization to organelle; Golgi to plasma membrane protein transport. Lineage: Eukaryota; Fungi; Ascomycota; Leotiomycetes; Helotiales; Sclerotiniaceae.